AUGAGUCGAUUCAAAGGCUGCGUUGCCAUCAUCAACACACGCAGCGGGGCGAGGGAGGGGGCCUCGGUGUUUGCGAGCGCUCUUCAACGGUACCUUGACGGGGCAGGCAUCAGUCACCACGAUGUGCGUGUGCCGGGGAGAGACAUCUUGCACUCCAUCAAGUUGCACGCGGAUGCGGCAGAUGCCAUUGUUGUCUGUGGCGGCGACGGCACUUUGAGUUCUGUUGCGAAUGCAUUGGCGGCCGCGCGUCAGUUCUGA
This is a messenger RNA of Trypanosoma cruzi, 258 nucleotides long. RefSeq lists its product as uncharacterized. The transcript has a single exon. Gene Ontology annotation, molecular function: kinase activity. The record is from RefSeq and is a predicted model, not a curated record. The coding region runs from base 1 to 258 and encodes 85 amino acids. NCBI's taxonomy places the organism in Eukaryota, Euglenozoa, Kinetoplastea, Trypanosomatida, Trypanosomatidae.